Messenger RNA from Arthroderma uncinatum, 1395 nucleotides. RefSeq lists its product as uncharacterized. Gene Ontology annotation, molecular function: sphingosine N-acyltransferase activity. Lineage: Eukaryota; Fungi; Ascomycota; Eurotiomycetes; Onygenales; Arthrodermataceae. The transcript is spliced from 4 exons. Bases 1 to 1395 code for a protein of 464 amino acids. Gene Ontology annotation, biological process: ceramide biosynthetic process. The record is from RefSeq and is a predicted model, not a curated record. Gene Ontology annotation, cellular component: membrane.
AUGCCAAUCUCUCCGCCCACAGCUACGAACGAGUGCAGCAAGCUCGCUCACAGGGAGCACACAUCUCAGACGCGCAGGAGGCAGCCACCAGGGCACAAUGGGGCUAUAAAUAGCAUGAAGAAGACGAAGAAGAGAGGCGAUGCGCUGCUGAGGCGAUUGACGCGUUGGUUGCUGAACAAACAAGCUGAAGUUUCCUUCUGUCUCCUCGGUGCCCUCGUGGUCACCCACACUAGCAUGGCAUCCGCACGGCCAUAUACAUCCAAGUUUUUAACGCUAUCCUAUUACAACUCAAAUACUGGGAAAUAUGCUGCAGGCCAGAAUGAUCUAUACUUCGUUGCCUUUUUCGUUGUGCUCUUGACCGGCCUACGCGCAGGCACGAUGGAAUAUAUUAUAACACCACUAGCCAAACGGUGGGGUUUAUCCAAGAGAAAAGAAGUUCUCAGGUUCUCGGAACAGGGAUGGAUGCUUGUCUACUACAAUGUGUUCUGGCCGCUGGGUGUGUACAUUUAUUACAAGUCUCCGUAUUUUCUCAAUAUGGAAGAACUCUGGACCGACUGGCCUCAGCGAGAGCUCGGUGGGCUCAUGAAAGGAUACAUGCUUGGCCAGUGGUCCUUUUGGCUGCAGCAAAUCUUAGUGAUUCAUAUUGAGGAUCGGCGGAAAGAUCACUGGCAGAUGCUGGCACAUCAUUUCGUUAGCAUCACCCUAGUGAGUGCAUGCUACGCCUACCACCAAACCCGUGUCGGUAACCUGAUUAUGGUGCUGAUGGACGUUGUUGACCUGGUUUUCCCCCUUGCUAAAUGCUUCAAAUAUCUCGGUUUUACCACAGUGUGUGAUAUCCUAUUUGGCGUAUUUAUAGCCGUAUGGUUUGUGUCGCGUCACGUCUUCUACAUUAUGACCUGCUGGAGCGUUUAUUUUGACCUUCCUCGGGUAACAAAGCCUGCGUGCUUCAGGGGUUCAGCAGAGCAACUUCGUGGGCCACUGCCUGCUUCCUCCACCUGGUCUGACCUCUUGGAGCCCUUCCUUAACCCUGUUGGUACUGUCUGUUGGGGUAAUAACAUCAUGAUUGGCUUCCUGUCCUUUCUUCUGAUAUUGCAGGUCAUGAUGAUGAUAUGGUCCGUAUCAAUUAUCAGGGUAGCUAUCCGAGUGCUUAAAGGCAACGGUGCAGAAGAUAUUAGGAGCGAUGACGAAGAAGACGAAGGUGAUGAAGAGGAAGAGCAUAAGGACGAAGCUCAACCUCGAGAGGAAGAAGUUGGUGUGGAAACAAUUGGCUUGAAAGACUGGGUGCGACGUGCUGGUAUUGGGGGAGGUGCAAGCUCAACCAGUGUUCGGUUAUCUGGGCAAGGCCACCGCAAAGAACUACUGAAUAGGAUCGGUUGUGAGAAGCAGGUUGAUUAA